Molecule: messenger RNA, 5703 nt
Organism: Nymphaea colorata (pocket water lily)
Lineage: Eukaryota; Viridiplantae; Streptophyta; Magnoliopsida; Nymphaeales; Nymphaeaceae
Product: nucleobase-ascorbate transporter 1-like
Exons: 4
Coding region: 1106-1561 (151 amino acids)
Biological process (GO): transmembrane transport
Cellular component (GO): membrane
Molecular function (GO): transmembrane transporter activity
Source: RefSeq, a predicted model, not a curated record
UACAUACAAAAAAAAUGGGGGAUAUUCAGCAUCAAAGCAUUGUCAGCACCAGCAGCAUCAACUCUGCCGCUUUACGCAGUAAAAACCAAAAGCAGUCACAAAAUCAUUAAAGAAAACAGAGAAACUGUUUAAGAAAACUGGAUUCAUAUCUUCCAUCGGUAUCCCUGUAGUUCAACAAAACUCCACCCACAUGCACACGGAUGACCUUAUCCUUAAUGAUUAUGGUUUUUCUCCACUGGUCAUAAGCUCUACCCUCCAACGUGCUUCUGAGCUUUCUUUUCCAUUCCUGGUUAGUAGUGAGAAUUUCUAAACUGGCCGAGUCCCGCUCAGAUUUUCGUAAUCCUCAUUCCAGCAUUUCAAACUCUGCACCAUCGUCGUUUCUUAUUGCUUCCAUUCUUUUCACCAUGGUGAAAUUGUCUCCUGCCAUAUGCGUAGAGCAGCAUCCACCAACCUGUUCUUGCCUUUACUGUGGGAGACAACGGCAAGGUUGCUGGAGUUCAGGAAACACCGAACUAUUUUCUAUGAAAAUCAAAUGGCACACUAUGUUGAAGCAAAGCCUAUAGACAUGAUCAUGAUCCUAGUUCUGCUAUUCUUGCUUUCAAACUAUUCCAAGAACGAUGCUCCUUGCUCAGCACAUCAGUUAAUGAUAUGAAUCUUUCUGCAGAUAUUUCAGUCCAUUAUCCAUGUCACCUGUCAUCUGCUUGAUUGGUCCCGGCCUACUUGAUCACGGCUUUUGAGUGGUAAUUAAAAGAUACUCUCACAGGAAAAUGAAUGAAAAUAGUUCCAUAUAUGUUCACAAUCUAAAAUGUUGGAACUUACUUUUCUAGGUGAGCAAAUCCAUGCUUUUUACAGUCACUGUGUUAUGUCUGGUAGGCUCUUAAGAUUCUGCUUGGGAAAGAAAGCUUUUUCAUCUGUUACAGACAAGCUGACAUGUUGUUCCUAUGAUUCAGCGUCUGAAAAACAUCAAAACAUGGAAAUAUGAACCUGUAUUUGAGAGGUUCAAUGUUCUUCUAAGAAUUGCCAUUAUAUGGGCAUAUGCUCAACAAUAAUUCUAUGCAGGAUCUAAUUUCCUUAUCCUCUACAAUGGGGUGCUUAUAAUGGCUGGAUGGAGGUAAGCUUUGAAGCAACUUUUGAGUUCUUGAUUCUUGAUCCAGGCUGCUUGUUGAGGGCAGAGGACCAAUACCAGUUAAUCAAUUUCAUGCAGUUUACAGGCUCUUAUAUUGCAGCAUCAAGAUUUGCCAUGGCCACCCCAUCUCCUGCACAUGUUCUUAGUCGCGGAAUAGGCUGGCAGGGCAUAGGCAUAUUGCUUGAUGGGCUAUUUGGAUCCUUCACUGGCUCCACAGUGUCUGUGGAGAAUAUUGGCCUUCUUGGGUUAUCUCGGGUUGGAAGCCACAGGGUAGUCCAAGUAUCAGCUGGUUUCAUGAUCUUAUUCUCGGUCUUAGGUUCACUUGGACUGUCAUUCCUUCAGUUUACCAACAUGAAUUCGAUGAGGAAUAUGUUCAUAUCUGGACUCUCCUUGUUCCUGGGCUUAUCAAUUUCCCAGUAUUUUAAGCAAACCUGACUUUCAACUUGACAUGGUCCUGUUCCCACCAAGGCAAGUUGGGUAAGAAUCUUGAUCACUAAUUGCUGCCUUAACAUGAAAGGAUAAACCUAAAACUGACUGAACUUUUGCAUCUUUUCAGUUCAACUGCAUCCUUAACACACUGUUCUCUUCCCCGCCAAUUAUUUGCAUCGAUAGUUACUAUCUUCUUGGACAACACAAUUGAUGUUGACAUGUCAGAGAAAGAUAGAGGAAUGCCAUGGUGGGCAAAGUUCAGAAGUUUCAGAGGAGACACUAGGAAUGAAGAAUUUUAUACAUUACCAUGUAAUCUUAACAGGUUCUUUCCACCAGGAUGAAAGUUGUAAGGCUGAUUUCCCAGUUCACAGAAAGCAAUCUCUUGCUCCUACUUGAAUAUUUUGUUCAGUCAAUCGAAAUGAAAGAGAUUCCUGCUUACAAUCCGCUCAUCUAACUGUUUAGUGCUUCUCUUUAAUCAUUUUGAGUUUCUAGCUACAGUUUUUAGAUGCAAUAACAGACUGAAGAAAAUUCUCUGUUGUAGCAUAAUAUAAUCAAUUAAAUGCAUGCAACAAUUAAAAUCUUGAUCCUGCCUCUGAAUCAAGUUCCACAUUCUUUUGAACGCCUACCAUGUCCAGAAUAUGUUCAACUCCGGACAAAAAUUUGUAUUUGGCCAUAACCAACCUGACAAGAUCUUACAUAUUACUUAAUGUGCUAAUGACUUCCAUCUCCAACUGCUUCCCUCAAUGGCUGCAAGUGCAACUGAUACGCUGAUUGUGUCGGCCAGCAUUGCUUCUACAGCAGCUCCAAGUGCAUGCUAGUGGUUUAACAACUGAGUAUUCUAUUUGAAGGCAAAUUUGUUCGAUGAAGACUAUGGCAUGAGUUGCUAAAUAUGCAUGCAACUCUUAAGCAUCCACACCAACCACUUGUAAACUUUUGUUGAGAGCAAGAGACUCUCAUUGCUUUAGUGUGCAUGCCAUGUGAAUUCUCAUCCGAUGCAAAUCAGCGAGAGAUAGGUCUCCCAACCUUUGAUUGAUAAAAUAAUAGAGGUAUACAAAUCAUAGGAACAAAAAAUUGGAGAAAUCUGCUGCAUAACAAAAACAAAAACAGCAGACAAACCCUAGGCCAAAAUGAAACAAUAAGCAUAACUCAGACCGGCAAGGCUGGUCAGUCCAAUGAGGACAGCGGAUUUGCAGCUCAAAGCGUUGGAAACAAAAGGUAGUCAACCACUUGGACAGGAAUGUCAUCUGGAGAUAGCUGACUUUAUGAGGAAGAAGCCAGCAGACCUUGAAAGUUGCAUAAGAGUCUGUAAAGACCUUCAGAGGCUAUGGUAAGGAAAGAGCGGAGUUUCCUAUCAUUAGUACAGACCGUAAUAGGAACGCCACCUAGUUCAUGGAACAUCACUAUAUAGUUAAGAACCUUCAGCUCCGGCAGAAGUAGAUCAUUACAUCUGCAGAAUGCUCCCCACUUAAUGAAACCCUGCUGUUCAUUUCUAUUAACAUACACAAUACGAAGAUCUUUGUCCAGCCGUAGGGUGAGAAAAUAGACAUCGGCAUUGAUUGAGAGGCGGGGGGGCUCACUAAAAUGCUAUAGCAGAGCCACAGGUGAAGUUCUCUCCUCUCGGCUUUACAAGCAAGGCGGAGGAAGGAGUCCACACAGGAUUGCCAAAUCUUCUUGAUGAAGGUGGGGAUAGGUAGAGUAGCCCCCUGGUAUAAUGGCUCAUUUCUCAACAACCAAACCUUCCAAAUGACAGUAGGAAAGGCAAUAGCCCAGCAUCUGUAAAGCCAUCCUUUCUUGAAGGAGGUCGAUUUCCACCUCUUAAGUUCUUGAAUAAUACCCCAUUGGGGCGUUUGAAAUCUCUGAAAUUUCCUACCUAUCUACAACCAAGUAUUGGACGAGUAACUACAAUUAAACAGGAGGUGGUUGAGACUUUCUUCAUAUCUGAGACACAGUGGACAGCGGCUGGGAAGGUGCGAGCCGAUUUUCUUUAGUCAAGUUUAGGUAGGAACUAGAAAGUUUGAGUUCACUAGCCAUGAAUAAAAACCACUUAGCCUGGGAUGGAAAGGGUUGGCCCAUAUCCAGUCUCGCCAAGCAUACUUGGGGAAUUUUGUUUUGUCAGACUUUGCCAAGGAGGACACCUCCUUACUUCCCGACAUGAGCUUAUCAGGGGGAGCAGCAUAGGGGAUGGAGGAUAAUUUAGAAGCCUGCAACCAAUGAAUUUGGAAAGCGUAGGAUCAAAUCUGUAAGGCUGCGAAAAUUGUCUCAUGUCAUGAAUGCUAAGAAGAGAAUCAUGCAGGACCGUAGCUUGACUCUCUCCAUCUAACUCCAAAAGUGGAACACUGAGCCCCAUUUGUCGUUCUUACCUUCAUCUACUCUCCAUUCAACAAUUUCAACUUGGUUCUUAACAUCUGCCCAACAUUUGAGCAAAGUGUCUCCAAAGCCAGGAGUAACGACUUUUCAUUUUACAGGUCCAUAGACUGUCCUCGGUCAGGUACUCAUUGCCUAGGAUUUCAGCCCAAGGACAUGGAGAGUUGGGGACAUUGAGAAUGAUGUGUCAUAGCAUAUGUAGUGAGGUUUCCUUUUUUCGGGCCAAUUGUCCCACAGAAAAGAAGCCAUAAGUUUCUCAAUAGAUCCUAACACCGCAUGCGGUAGGGGUAAGCACGAAGACCAAUAUUCCACUAACUGCACAACCACUGAUUUGAGCAAACAGAUACAGCUUGAGAAAGACAAAGUCCUGCUCUUCCAAGCUGCGAGGUAGUUUGGAAUAUUCUGUAUGAGCGGGGAGCAUUGUGAAACCGUCAUGCUACCGUAGAACAGGGGAACUCUGAGGUAUGUGGUCGGCAAGGAUCCAUGAUGUCAUCUCUAAAAUCUGUUGUUGUUUCACACUGCCGACAUUAAAGAAGUAGACGUUGGAUUUCUGCUCAUUGACAGUUAGGCCAGACGCUUGGGAGAAUGCAAGAAAGGUGCCCCCAAUAGCGCUAAUAGACGAUUCUGAGGCUUUGGAAAAGUAGAGAAUAUCAUCAGUGUAGAUGUUAGAACCGGAGAUCUAACAUUCUUAGUGAUCAAUGGAGGAGUAAGCAGAGAUAAUUCCUGAAGUCUGGCAAGGCGACGCUGAAAUAUUUCCAUGGAAAUAAUGAGGUACGGGAAGAUUGGUCUCCUUAUAGUAUACUACUUUGAGCAGGAAGAAAAUCACCGUUGACACCAUUUAACAUCACCGAGAAGGACAUAGAAGUGACACAAAGCAUUACCCUCUGGAUCCAAGAUUGACCAGAUACUGGAGGGAGUUGUGGAUAAAAUUCCAGUUUCAAUCUAUCGUAUGCUUUGGAGAGAUUAGGGCUUGGACAUGGGCGAUGAUGAUAUUAUUUCUAAUUCUUCUACCCUUCAGAAAGGCACCUUGCUCGGGAGAUAUAAUGCGUGUGAGAAUGGGCCUCAUCUUAUCUGUCAUGAUUUUAGUUAUAAACUUAUACAGGCAAUUGCACAAGGCAAUAAGCCUGAAAUCCUCAGGUUUGAAAGCUCCAGACGCCUUGGGGAUAAGGACAUAAGGGACUUAUGAAGCUUCUUAAUAAUUCUGCCAGAUGAGAAGAAGUUUUUUACAGCUAGGCAGACAUCUUUACCUACGAUGUACCAAAAUUGCUCAUAGCAGCCCACUGAGAAGCCAUCCGCCUGGGGAGCCAUACUGGUUCAUAGAGAAUACCACUGCGCGUAUCUCCUCGUCGGUGACGGGGCUCAGUAAGGAGUUUGUUCCUCAUCAUUCACCUGCGCUUCAGCCUGAAGAUAGUCAAGUAAGUCCCCUGAAGACCCAUCCGCAGAUAAAAGGUUGCUGAAAUAGUUUUCACAAAGUGCUCUGAUGAUAAUAGGGUCUCUAGUAGGCCCAUGAGGACCUUCCAUCUCAGUAAUACGGUUAGACGGGAACAGCCUUCAAUCAUGACAGUGGGUGCAGAAUGGAGAGAUUUCGUCCUAAUCUAGGGUUCCUCCAGAUAUUGAGAAGGAAAGAAAGUCACAGAAAAAUGAGAUUUCCUUCCCUUCUUCUUCUUCCUCCUCGCACAACAAUGGGAUACUUGCAGUGGACAAUGAUGUGGGCUGUGAGAGAGACAGAGAGACAGAGAGAGCAGCUUCAAACUGCUGCAGCAGCUGUUGCAGCGGCAGGCAAU